Molecule: messenger RNA, 3447 nt
Organism: Lolium perenne
Lineage: Eukaryota; Viridiplantae; Streptophyta; Magnoliopsida; Poales; Poaceae
Source: RefSeq, a predicted model, not a curated record
AUGUGGGAAAGAGAAACCUCCCUGGGACAACAAAUAGAGGAGGCAUGGAUGCAUCAACCGCAGGCAAAUGAUUUGGAUGACAUUCAAAAGAAGUUGAGUGCUACCAUGGAGUCCAUGUGUAGCUGGAGCAACAAGGUGUUUGGAUCUGUUAAUAAAGAAAUAAAACACCUCAAAAGCAGGUUAGAAGAACUUCAGAAAAGGGAUUUCUUGGGAAACCAAGAAGAAAUCAGGAAAGUGUCUGUCCAGCUUGAUGAGAUACUUCUGAGAGAGGAAGUUAUGUGGAAACAACGAUCGAGAAUACAGUGGCUGAGGGAAGGAGACCAGAACACUAGGUUCUUCCACCGAAAAGCUUCAGCAAGGUACAAAAAGAACAGAAUUGUGAGGCUAAAAAGACAAGAUGAAUCCUAUGCUAUUGAUGAAGAGGAGAUUCUGUCCACAACUCAAAGUUUCUUUGACAACCUCUACUCAAAGGAACACGACAUUGAACCGGACACUCUUCUUCAGUUUGUUGAACCGGUGGUCACUGAACAGAUAAACAUGCAACUUACUAAAGACUUCUCGGAUGAUGAAAUCAGCGACGCGUUGUUUCAAAUUGGUCCACUCAAAGCCCCAGGACCUGACGGUCUACCAGCAAGGUUCUUCCAAAGAAACUGGGCACUCCUGCGAGCGGAAACAUGCAAAGCAAUCAAGAAGUUCUUCCGAGAUGGUACUAUGCCAGACGGAAUCAACAUGACAAAAAUAGUCCUCAUUCCAAAGACAAAUGAAGCUGACGACCUCAAAGAUUACAGACCAAUAUCCCUCUGCAAUGUAGUCUAUAAGAUUAUAUCGAAGUGUCUGGUAAAUAGGUUGAGACCUUAUCUCCAAGACCUUAUUGAUGAAACUCAGAGCGCAUUUAUUCCCGGAAGAUUAAUCUCCGAUAAUGCCCUGAUUGCUUUUGAGUGCUUCCAUACCAUACAAAGGAACAAAAAACCUGGUGACUCAUACUGCGCCUAUAAGUUAGACCUUUCCAAAGCCUACGAUAGAGUUGAUUGGGGCUUCCUGGAAUGUCUGCUAAGAAAGUUGGGUUUCGAAGACAAAUGGGUGAGGUGGGUCAUGUCCUGUGUCACAACUGUUAAGUUCUGUGUACAAGUGAAUGGCUACUUAACUGAUGAGAUCGCUCCUACCAGAGGCCUCAGACAGGGAGAUCCUCUAUCCCCCUACUUAUUCCUGUUCGUAGCUGACAGCCUGUCCAAAAUGAUUUAUAAGGCUGUACAAGAUCAGGAACUUGAUGAUCUCAAAAUUUGCAGAACAUCGCCUGGGAUCUCACACCUGCUCUUCGCUGAUGAUUGCAUGCUAUUUUUCAAAGCUAAGAAUGACCAAGCAAAUAUCAUCAAGGCAAUCAUCACCUCCUUUCAAAAAGGCUCAGGCCAAUUGCUUAGCGCAAGCAAAUGCUCUAUUUUGUUCGGCGAAAGUUGUCAACAACAUAUCCAAGAUGAGGUGAGGCUAACUCUCGAAGUGGAACGCACUGAUUUUGAGGACAAGUACCUUGGACUGCCGACUCCUGAAGGACGUAUGAAAAAGGACAAGUUUGAGCCUUCAAAGGAGAGACUCGGCAAGAAGGUUAAUAACUGGGCAGAGAAGUAUAUGUCUAUGGGCGCCAAAGAAGACCUUAUAAAAUCGGUGGCACAGGCCAUUCCAAAUCAUGUGAUGGGGGUCUUUAAGCUGCCAGCAGGGUUCCAUGAUGAUUACACCCGUAUGAUUAGGAACUUCUGGUGGGGGGAGGAUGAGAAGAAACGGAAAGUCCAUUGGGAAGCUUGGGAUGUGCUAACCAGACCGAAAACAUUUGGCGGAGUAGGCUUCAGAGACCUCAAAAUCCUUAACCAGGCCAUGUUGGCGAGACAAUGCUGGAGGAUCAUCAAAAACCCAGAGAGCCUCUGUGCUAGGCUUCUAAAAUCUAUCUACUACCCGAGAGGGAACUUCCUGGACACGGUGUUUCGGCAGGAUGCUUCCCCCUCUUGGCGAGACAUCGAAUACGGCCUGGAGCUGAUCAAAGAGGGCCUUAUUAUGAGGAUCGGCAAUGGGGAGAAAACCGACUUGUGGAGAGACAACUGGCUGCCAAGAGACUAUAACCUAAAGGUGAAAGCUGGAAGAACUAAUACCAGAGUAAGAAAGGUAAGCCUUUUACUGAAGCCGGGAACCAACAGUUGGGAUGAAGACGUGGUUAGAAAAUGCUGCUACCCGGAGGAUGCCUCUGUGAUUCUCAACAUAAAGCUCCCCGCCCACAAAUGUGAGGACUUCCCAGCAUGGCAUUAUGAGAGCAACGGCCUGUUCUCUGUGAAAAGUGCAUACAAACUUGCAUACAAUCUGCAACAUGAUGUCAGGUGGCAAGCUGGCACUAGUGAGGCUCCAGAUAAUUCAAGAAUGAUUUGGAAGACCAUAUGGUCUGCUCCGGUCCCUAAUAAAGUAAAGAUAUUUGGGUGGAGAACGGCACGAGACAAUCUUGCAACCAAAAGGAACAAAUUCAGAAGAACUUUAGAGACUCAAAGUACUUGCACAAUCUGUGGUAUGGAUGAGGAAACUAGUUACCAUGCCACAGUCGCCUGUACAAAAGCAAGAGCGUUGAGGGACAAGAUGCGUGAACACUGGAAUCUUCCCCAAGAAUCUAUGUUCAGGCAUACAGGAAAGGAUUGGUUGCUUGUUCUAUUAGAUAGAUGCAACAAAAAGCAAAGAGCACAGGUUCUCUUAUUACUGUGGCGAGCCUGGCAUCUCAGGUGUGAUGUGAUAUACAAGAAAGGUAAUGAAACAAUCACAAGAUCGGCCUCUUUCCUUCUGAAUUACGACUACCUCCUGUCAGACCCAAGUGAAAGUGCUACAAAGGAUAAAGGUAAAGUGGUCAUUGAUUCUUUUGUUUUGACUAACCAAUCUCACUCUCCUGUGCUUAGUGGAAUAGAAGAUGUAAUUCAGAAAUAUUGGACUCCUCCACCGGAGAGAACCAUAAAGGUCAAUGUAGAUGCGGCAUUCGUGCCACAGACUGGUGAGGCGGCCAUCGGUGUUGUUGCACGCGACCACUCUGGUGCUCUCGUCGCCGCUCUAAGCCAGAGUACAAGCUUAUGCCAGUCUGUAGAAGAAGCUGAAGCGAAGGCGAUGCUGGCCGGUUUACAGCUGGGCAUCGACCUGAACCUGGAGGUGUCUGUUCUUGAAUCAGACUGCUCAGCGACAGUUUCUGCAGCAAACAGUCAAGUACCCAACAGAUCAAAAAUCUGGAGCAUCUACAAGGACAUACACAAAGCUAGAUCGCUGCUUCACGGGUGUUCUGUGAGGCAUACUGGGAGAAACCAUAAUACGGUAGCACAUGAGCUUGCAAAGCUUGCCAGGUUCUCUGGCGCCUGUAACAUUUGGUUGGCCGACUUUCCACAUGCUGUAGUUGAACUCGCUUUAAGCGAUGCUGUAAACAUUGUGUCUAUUUAA